Molecule: messenger RNA, 1161 nt
Organism: Dermatophagoides pteronyssinus (European house dust mite)
Lineage: Eukaryota; Metazoa; Arthropoda; Arachnida; Sarcoptiformes; Pyroglyphidae
Molecular function (GO): acyltransferase activity, transferring groups other than amino-acyl groups
Source: RefSeq, a predicted model, not a curated record
AACUCAUGAUAAUUGUCAUUGCUCAUAAUUUUUUUUCCUUCCGAAUCAAUCUAUCUUAAUUUUUUUAUAUAUAAAUUCCGAUCAACACUUAACAAGGUGUCAUCGUGCUUCUUGGAAUGUUUAGGCUUUAGGAUUGCAUUGCUUAUUAAAUUGCAAAUUUUUCUUUCAAAACUGAAUGAUGAAUGAUUUUGUGGUAAAAAUAAACAACGAAGGCAAAUGUAUUCUUAUUACGAUUCGCCGAAUGUUAUCUCAGCAUGUUGAAGAAGCUGUUGAUUGCUUUAAUGAUCAUUUCGAUGUUUUCGAUUGUCCCUCAACUGUAUUGGCUUUUCUUCAUCAAGAUCCACAGGCAUUUUUUAUUGCCAUUGAAAAUGAAUCCUUGAAAGUGAUUGGAGUAUGCGGUGCACCUCUUGGUUUACAUCAAACACAUUUUUUUGGUCUUUACGGUAUACGACCAGAAUAUCGAUCACAUGGUAUAGGAUCCAUAUUAUUUGAGCAAUGCAUGAAACAUGUUGGUUUUCAUAAUGCUGGUCUUUAUGCAGUACCGAAUAUGAUCCAAAAGUAUAUAACCAAAGGAGGAUUUCAAAUCCGAGAAAAUGUUUCAAUGGUUAAUUUUUUGGGAAUACCUGAACAAAUUUCUCAUUCUGGUAAAAAAGAUAUUCAAAUCAUUCAACUAAAUGCUGAUAAUAUCGAAAAAUUUCAAGAAAAAAUCAUUGAAUAUGAUGGAAAGAUUCAUGAUGGAUCUAGAGAAAAAUUAAUAAAAUUCAUAUUAAAAGAUCAAUCCUAUAGAACUUGUAUGGCAAUUAAUUCUAACGAUUCUUCUAUUCAAGGUUAUGGUUGCCUUAGACAGCAUUCAAUCACCAAACGAUUUUAUUUAGGUCCAUUAUAUUCAAAUGAUGUAGAUUCUGCUCAAUUGCUUAUAGAAUCAUUGAUCAAAACUCAAUCAAAUUCAGUUCAAGAAAAUGGUUUAGUAUGGAAUGCCCUUGAUUCAAAUCCGCUUUCUUUAGAUCUGGCGAAAAAAUUUGCCCUUCAAGAAAUUGAACGAUGUGAAAGAAUUUUUACAAAAUAUCCAAUUCGAGCCAACUAUCGAUGCAUAUAUUCAGUUUUUUCUCCAGAUUUUUCUCUUUAAGGAAAUUUUAAUAUCGAUUAAAUUGAAAAUAAAUG